CUCUAAACUAGGGUGAAUCAAGCAGCAGCCAAUGGCUUCUCGUUCGCCCACCAUUGCCCUGGUCCUCAUCCUUGCCUGCUUCUCCUCGCCGGCGGCGGCCUUCAACAUCACCAGGCUACUCGGACAAUUCUCCGACUUCACAACCUUUAACAACCUCCUGUCUCAGACGAAGCUCGCGGAGGAUAUCAACCGCCGGCAGACCAUCACCGUGCUCGCCGUGGACAACGGCGCCGCCGGUGGCAUCUCCUCCCUCCCAUCAGACGUCCAGCGGAAGGUGCUCUCCAUGCACGUUGUCCUCGACUACUACGACACCGCCAAGCUGGAGGCCAUCAAGAACCACUCCGCCCUGCUGACGACUAUGUUCCAGUCCUCCGGCCAGGCCACCGACCGCAUGGGCUUCCUCAACUUCACCAAGCGCUCCGACGGUGUCAUGGUGUUCGGCUCCGCUCAGCCCGGAGCGCAGAUGACCUCCCAUAUGGUCAAGUCCGUCACUUCCCGCCCGUACAACAUCUCAGUGCUGCAGGUCAGCGCCCCCAUCGUGCCGCCCGGUGUCGGCGGCUCGGCAGACAGCGGCAAGGGUGGCGCGCCGCCGCCGCAUAAGGCCACGGCGCCCGCACCCGGGCCCGCAACAAAGGGAAAGAAGGGAGCUCCUCCGUCCAAAGAUGAGGAGGCCCCUGCUCCGGCACCGUCCGACGACGCCAGCGCAGACGCGCCUGCCGAUGCCCCUGGGCCGGCGGCGGACGGCCCAACGGCUGAUGGCCCCGCGGCAGAUGCCCCUACGGCGGACGGUCCGGCAGCUGACGCGCCGGCGCAUAAGAAGAGUAGCGACGAGGCGGCUGACGCGCCAGAAGGUUCAGCCGCCGGCAGGAUAAAGGCCGCUGCGCGUCUGGGAAUCGUGGCGCUUCUGAUGACGAUUAUUUGACAUUGACUGCUAUUGCUGGAAAUUAGAAUGGAGCUUUCGUGAUUUGGGAUUGACAGUAAGCUGAACUCUAUACAGUACGAUGCAAGGGCUUGUCCACUGACUCAAACAGACUUCAUUUUUUUUUGCGCGUUUAAUGGAUUGGACAUCUCGUGCUACUGGAGGCUGGAACACGUAGUUUCUUUUUUCUUUCUAAUUUCAUGUUCAUGUGAUGGAGCUUACUGAUGUCUUGUGCAUAUAUAAACAUUGUGUGUACGAAGAUGUUGUUAAUCUGUUCAAGCUGGAAAAAAACUAUAGAAGAAUUACUUC
Molecule: messenger RNA, 1228 nt
Organism: Zea mays
Lineage: Eukaryota; Viridiplantae; Streptophyta; Magnoliopsida; Poales; Poaceae
Product: Fasciclin-like arabinogalactan protein 3
Exons: 1
Coding region: 32-922 (296 amino acids)
Cellular component (GO): plasma membrane
Source: RefSeq, marked provisional